This is a messenger RNA of Gordionus sp. m RMFG-2023, 1881 nucleotides long. RefSeq names its product sorting and assembly machinery component 50 homolog. Gene Ontology annotation, cellular component: outer membrane. The transcript is spliced from 14 exons. Lineage: Eukaryota; Metazoa; Nematomorpha; Gordioida; Chordodea; Parachordodidae. The record is from RefSeq and is a predicted model, not a curated record. The coding region runs from base 35 to 1453 and encodes 472 amino acids.
UUUCAUCAACCCUUUUACAUUAUUUUCGAAUAAAAUGCGCGAAUUUUCUAUGGAUCCCCCGUUGAAUGGUUUAUCGGCCAAGGUAAAAAAAGUAUCUAUAAGUGGUAUCAAAUACACUAAGUCUGACGUAUUGAACAAAAUAAUUAGCAAUUUAUUUAUUGUUAAUAAUUUUAGCGAGCUUAUAUGCAAGAGUUUAGAAACAAGAGAGAAUUUGAUUAAAUUUGGUGUUUUUAACAGUGUUGAUAUCAAAUUUGCCAAUGUUAAUGAUCAUUCCAGCAAAUACGAAGUAAUUUUUGACGUGGAAGAACGUGGCCCAAUUGGAUUUGGGGUCAACACAUUGAUUGGGAAUUAUGACAACUCUUUAUCAUCCUUCCUAAAAAUUCCUAAUGUCAUGGGAAGGGGUGAAAAUGUCAACCUCAAUUUAUCCUACAACUCUCAAAAAUUCCUUGGGUUCAAUGCGGGUUUGGCCAAACCUUUGUUUUUUAAGGACCUGCUAUGUUCAAACUUAUCCCUCAAUCUAUUUAACAAUGCACUAGAUUACACUUGGUCGAAUCUAUUCAAAGUAGAGAAGGGAAUUAGCCUCAUGCUUCAAAAUAAUUUAACCAAAUACUUGAAUUAUACUCUGGGAUUCGAAACAUGUUGGAGGCACGCGAGUGGCCGAAAAGAAUUCACCCCUUUUACCAUUCGCGAACAAUACGGACAUUCGUUAAAAACAUCUUUCAAACAUAGCAUUAAUAUUGACACAAGAGACAAUUUAUUUUUACCCACCAGGGGAGUUUUUUUGAAAUUUCAACAAGAGUUUGCCAGAACUGGGCUCUUAAAGAUUGGAGCAAAUUUCGUCAAAACCCAAUGCGAUUUCCACUACAACGUUCCUUUACCCCCUGCUUUGUUGGAUACUGUAAUACAAUUCACUUUAGGAAGCGGGAUUAUAGUGCAAAGUAAUUACAAUGCAAAAUCCGAAGCCAACUUUAGACCCGUACAUUUGAUGGACAAGUUUUUCUUGGGCGGUCCUCUGACAUUUAGAGGCUUUACACUUGGUGGUUUAGGUCCUCAUGCUUAUGGGCAAGCCCUAGGGAUCGAUUCUUAUUGGUCGUCUGGCAUUCAUGCUUAUACUCCUCUGCCUUUUAUCAAAAAUAAUUACAAAUUGUUCUCCCAUUAUUUGAGGAUCCACUCAUUUGCCAAUAUUGGAAGCAUUGGAAAUUUCAUAAUUCCCCAUUUGAUUGGCGAUGAUGAUAUACCUAAUAGUUCACUAACUUCGCUCGAAAGCCCUAAAAACAAUGGUUUUACGAAUAAUAAUAAUGGUGAUAGUUUGAACAACGUUUGGGGUCAAAUGCAUGAUAACAUAAGGAUCAGUGUAGGAACCGGCCUAGUCCUGAAUUUCGGAAAUAUGGCUCGAUGUGAAUUUAAUUACACGCUUUAUAACAAAACUGGGAGAACUGACAAAUGGAAAUAACAUUCAAAUAUAUCUGCAAGUGGAUAUCUCGCCCUAAAUGCAUUUAACGGUAUCUAUUCAAAAUUCACCGAUAUCUUCCUCGGAUGUUACCCUGGGCAACGAAAUAAUUUUGUAGCUCCUCUCUAUAAUGUAAUCUUAUGGAACAAACACAAUUCUAAGUGAGAAACAACUGUUUUCAAAGCUGUUAUUAUGGAAUUCAAUUCCUAUACCAAUGUUACCACCCAGCACUGGAAAAUUUUGAGGGAUUUCGAAAAGAUAUGCAAAAACAUAAGGCCCUAUACCUUCAAGUCAUAAUGGGGACCGCACCGUACCUCUCAAAUAAAUAUGAAAUAAUUAACUCAGGCCUACAAAUGGGAAUAGGGAUCGACUUUUCGUAGUAUGCAACAGUCAAAUCGAUGAGAAUUUACGAAUUAUUAUUUAAAUUUUGU